ACAGGACCCACACAUUCAAAUGGAGAUGUGUGAGUAUAAAUAGGAGGGCUGAAGGCUGCAGAGAUCAAAUUCUCUCCACAGAGACCUCUACAGACCGAUCCAUGGCUCCUACAAUCACUGCAGCAUCCACCCAGGAUCAGCUGGUUCUCAGCCACAAGCUGAGGAAGCCUCUGGUGGAGAAGUUACGCAGAGAGAGAAUCAACAGCAGCAUCGAGCAGCUCAAGUCUCUCCUGGGUCCAGAGUUCCUCAAACAGCAGCCAGACUCCAAGCUGGAGAAAGCAGACAUCCUGGAGAUGACCGUCUGUGUCCUGACACGACUGCAGCAGCAGAACCAGAAGCAGCAUCAAGCAGCUGCUGAUCAGGGCUUCUCCAGAUGUGUCCAGGAGGUGGUGCACUUCCUGUCCAGAGACCAGGAGAAGACACAGUCCCAGAGAAGACUGCUGAACCACUUCAACAAGCUGCAGGACCUGAGAGAGGCUGACCUGUGUCCUCUGAGCUCCACGGUCCAGACCAGCACCAGUAAAGACAAGAGUCCAGCCAGCAGCGCCCCCUGGAGGCCGUGGUAGACACUAAAUGAUUGGACUUGAUUAGUUCUUAUUCUCUUACUUCUAAGAGUUUCUGUCUGUAUUACAACUUUUGUCUGUGUUGCCUUUUGUGAAGGCCUGACCACGAUUCUGCGUUCUGCUCUGUGAUGUAAACGCUAUCGUACUUACGAAUAUCUACUUUAUGCUGGCAAUGCCACCGAACUAGAUUGUCCUAUACAUCCUUUUAGGACAUAUUUUCAUGUCAAAACGUGUUUAAAUUUUAUAUUUGAUCAAAGGGUUUAUAAUUAUUAUGUUUGAGCAGAUGAGGUUCAAGACAAAUGUGCUGCGUUAUAAACUCUGUGAGUGACAAGCAACCCCCCUCCCCAUCAUCUUCAAUGAAGGAGUGAAUUAUUUGGAAAUCUGUCAUGAUGAAUGUAUCUCUUCAAGCCAAGUGAUGCGCAAUAAAACAAUCAAAAAAACAACA
Messenger RNA from Nothobranchius furzeri (turquoise killifish), 1008 nucleotides. RefSeq names its product transcription factor HES-5. The record is from RefSeq and is a predicted model, not a curated record. Gene Ontology annotation, molecular function: DNA-binding transcription factor activity, RNA polymerase II-specific; RNA polymerase II cis-regulatory region sequence-specific DNA binding; protein dimerization activity. NCBI's taxonomy places the organism in Eukaryota, Metazoa, Chordata, Actinopteri, Cyprinodontiformes, Nothobranchiidae. Gene Ontology annotation, cellular component: nucleus. Gene Ontology annotation, biological process: regulation of transcription by RNA polymerase II; anterior/posterior pattern specification; regulation of neurogenesis.